This is a messenger RNA of Caretta caretta (loggerhead turtle), 1497 nucleotides long. It is a transcript of the gene MTRF1L, whose product is annotated as mitochondrial translation release factor 1 like. Gene Ontology annotation, biological process: mitochondrial translational termination. Lineage: Eukaryota; Metazoa; Chordata; Testudines; Cheloniidae. Gene Ontology annotation, cellular component: mitochondrion. The record is from RefSeq and is a predicted model, not a curated record. Gene Ontology annotation, molecular function: translation release factor activity.
CAGACUCGAGCCUCUUCGGUCUUUUCCGCCGCGGGUCGCUCGCGUGGGUCAUGCGGCUGCUCGCGCGGACUCUCCUCGCGGGGCAAGGGCUGCGCGCGGCCCCGCCUCCGGCCAGGAGCUGCCGCGGGGCCGCCGCCGGGGCCUGUCUGGGCUGGGGACGUGCCGCGCAGCCGCCGCGGCGCCCGCUGAGCUCCUGGCCUGGCCUGGAGACGCUGUUCGCCGCGCCCGGGCUGCGCCGCUUCCUGGAGGAGCAGGCGCGGGGCCGAGCCGGCCCCGAGCUGGGAGCGCGGAUCCAGCGGCUGUGGGCCAAGGAGCAGGAGUUGCGGGACACGCAAGAGCUGGCACGAGGAGGUGAGCAUGAAGAUUUGCAGAAGCUUGCAGAAGAAGAAAUAGUUUCCUGUCAGGAAGAGAUAACUGAAUUGAAGCGCCAGAUAGUAUUGCAUUUGAUUCCUUCAGAAGAAACAGACAAGAGUGAUUUGGUCAUGGAAGUAACUGCUGGCGUUGGUGGACAGGAAGCCAUGCUGUUCACUGCAGAGAUAUUUGAUACGUAUCAACAAUAUGCUGCAUAUAAAAACUGGAGAUUUGAAAUACUGGAAUAUUUUCCGAGUGAAAUAGGUGGCCUGAGACAUGCAGCUGCCAGUAUAGCAGGUCUUGAAGCAUACAAGCACAUGAAGUUUGAAGGAGGAGUGCAUCGUGUUCAGCGAGUGCCAAAGACAGAAAAGCAAGGCCGUGUUCACACCAGUACAAUGACUAUCGCAAUAUUACCCCAACCCAUGGAGAUCAAUCUGAUAAUUAAUCCCAAAGAUUUACAAAUUGAAACUAAGCGAGCCAGUGGAGCUGGGGGCCAGCAUGUAAAUACAACUGACAGCGCUGUACGGAUAGUUCAUAUUCCAACAGGUGUAGUGUCUGAAUGUCAACAAGAGAGAUCUCAAAUCAGAAAUAAAGAGAAGGCUAUGCAAAUGCUUCGUGCUAAACUAUACAGCAUCAAACUAGAAGAAGAGACAAGAAAGAGAUACAAUGCCAGAAAGAUUCAGAUUGGGACCAAAGGAAGAUCUGAGAAGAUCAGAACAUACAACUUUCCACAGAAUCGUGUUACUGACCACAGGAUAAACAGAACUGUGCAUCAUAUUGAAAGUUUUAUGUUAGGGGAAGAACUGUUAGAUGAAAUGAUAACAUCCCUGAUGGAAUGUGCUGAUUAUGAAACUUUAAUGGAAAUUAUUUCAGAAAAUGUAAAAACAAAUCUGACCUGAACUUUGUUCUUUGCUAAGACCUGUAAUGACAGAUAUGGCUACCCUGGCACAAAUUAGCUGCAUGACUGUUUGCUGGAGCAUCACACAGGAGGUGUAAACUGCAUUUCAGAUCAUCAAAAAGAACUAAUUUAUCUCCUCAUGACUGCUAAACAGUUUUUUUUCCUACUUGCUGGAGUAGAAGACUGUUGACUUUUGUAUGAGAUGACUACAGUGUAGAAAAUCUAAAGUAAAUAUGAUUGAGUUUGAA